ACACCUUUCCACUACCCAACAACCGUGUCCCGGGGACCCCGAUCGAGCAGAGCAGACACACUGCACGACACAGCACCUCCUUCUCCAUCCCCAGCCCAGCCCCAGCAUAUGAGAAUACUAUGAUCCCUUCCCUCCCUUCCACUCCAUCUUGGCUUCACCUCCCACACAUGCGUACAAGAGAACCCACGCACUGACCCUCUCCCACCCCCAAUCACCGCCGCCGCCUCCGCUUCAAUGGACGGACGGAGCCACCCCCUUGCAAUGCACUGAGCACACCGGCAUUGCCGCCACCUCCUCGUGCUCUUAGUCAGUGAGCUACUGCGGGUUGUGUCGGCGUUUGUGUGCGGCUCCAAGAAGGGCCGGGAGCUAACCAGGAGCGGCAAUGGCCGCCGGGAGGAGGCUGUCGGAGCUGCUCCAGGAGCAGCAGGAGCCGUUCCUCGUCGAGGCCGCCAAGAUUCGGAGGCCGCGGCGCGGCCGUGGAGGCGGCGGCGGAGGAGGAGGAGGGGCUUGCUGCCCCGUGGCCGCGUGCCAGCGGCUGCUCAGGCUCUGCAACCACGGCUUCAAGAAGAGGAGCGGCAGCAUUGGCGACCUGAGGUCCGCGCUGAGCAAGGCCAUGAGGAGCGCGUUCCGCUGGGAAAAUCUUGGCGGCGGGUGCUUCACCGGCGUCGGCGACCGCGAAUUCCGCCGGCUGCGGCGCUCCGCCGGUCACAGCGGCGAAUGCGAUGCCCGUGCCAUGGAGUUUGACGACGACGACGGCGACGGGUACGAGCGACAGGGAGCAGCGAGGUGGAAGACGGACAUGGAGGUGGACUCGUCGCGGCAGCUCAGCCCGGUCUCCGUCCUGGAGCUGCACUCCGACGACGAGUCUCCGGUGCAUUCCCGCUGGGAGGAGGACGAGAAGCCAUCGACCUCCGGGAGCUCACCGUCAGCACCAUCCUCAGACUUCCACGGCCCCACCUCGCCGUGCUUCACCUACGACGUCCACGGCGACAAGGCGCGCGCAAUCUCAAUGGAGGCGACAGAGGAAGAGGACGAAGAGACGGCCGGCAAGUCCAUCUUGGAGCAGAUCUCGUCGUGGGAGAGGAUCGCAGGGGACAUCUACAAGAUCCCCGGGAUGGUGGAGCUGGACCUGUCAGAGUCCGGGCAGCAAUGGAGGGGGCUCCAGCCUGAGGUCAGGGAGAUCGGCGCCAGGAUUGAGACCCUCAUCUUCGAGGAGAUCAGGAGGGAGACCGUAUGCGACAUGCUCGCCUCACACUGUACAUUAUUUUCACCAGCAGCUUCUUGUUGACCAGACAGACAAAUUGAGAGGGUUUGUGGGGUGGUUGAAAUUUUACUAGUGCUAGCAGCAGAGGAUUUGUGUAAUGUGAGGCUUCUUGAUGUGAAAAUCAUUUUGUUCCCCGGCUCCAAA
Molecule: messenger RNA, 1408 nt
Organism: Aegilops tauschii subsp. strangulata
Lineage: Eukaryota; Viridiplantae; Streptophyta; Magnoliopsida; Poales; Poaceae
Source: RefSeq, a predicted model, not a curated record